UAUUUUUUUUAACCUUUGCGAGAUCAUUAUAUGACAUCAAUGUUUUUUUUUAAAUAGAAUUCUUUUUACUACUUUUUAGUUUAGAUCUAGAUCUAGACUCUACAUAGUUACAUAAAAAAAUAUAGACUAGAUCUAGUAGAUGUAGUUAUCUUAAUCAAUGACAAAACUUAGGUCGACUUAAGUUAAAAUGUGCCAAUUCAUAUCAUUGGUUUCCUGGCUGACUCAACUCACACUCACUAAGAGUCACUUCACUCAGUGACUCAAGUCUACUGACACUAGCACAGUAGCACAUGCCACUACUGUCUCAGACUGUCUAGUCUCUUAGUCUCUACUAUUCUGAAGUAUUCACAAGACUCACAAGUAAUUGAAAUUGCGCUGGCACUAGGCUGCUGUAGCCACUAGUGUUUGCUGAAUGUCUGAGAAUGUACUAUCUCAACAUGUUAUGGGACUAUGGCUUCUCCUUGAUGGUAGCUGCUGGACUGCUGUGUUUGUUUGCAUUAGUUAACAAGAUUUAUAGGUCCAUGUUGAUUUCUGAAAACUAUGGCAACCUUGCAGUGCUAAUUACUGGAUGUGAUACAGGGUUUGGUCAUAAAUGUGCUACUCAGCUGGACACUCUUGGCUUCAAUGUGUAUGCUGCGUGCCUGACACAAGACAAAGUGAAAGAGCUGAAGUCAAAAUGUUCUUCAAAAAUGACUGCAUUCCAGAUGGAUGUAACAAGUGAGGAGUCAGUUAAAGAAGGAUUCAAUCUUGUCAAAAACUCACUAUCUUCUGACAAAGGACUUUGGGCUAUCAUCAAUAAUGCUGGAGUAGUUGGAUCAUUUGGAGCCUGUGAAUGGUUCAACAAAUCCCAUUAUCAGGAAACUAUUAAUGUCAAUUUGCUUGGGGUUAUAGCUGUGACAAAUACUUUUCUACCGCUGGUCAGAAAGUCUAAAGGCAGAAUCGUCAACAUGGCCAGUGUUGUCGGGAGGUUUUCCACCAUUCCAGCACCCUACACUGUAUCUAAAUUUUGUGUAGAAGCUUACACAGACUGCCUGCGUAGAGAAGUGGCCAAGAUGGGUGUCACUGUCCACACCUUGGAGCCUGGAGGUUACCAAACUAAUAUCACUGAUUACAAAUUACAUUCCAAGACUGCAGAUAAAGUCUUUCAAGACCUAAGCCCUGAGUUACAAGAUUAUUAUGGUAAAAACUUUCCCACUAAAUUGACAAGGUUGGUGCGCAUCUUUUUUUAUGUCCUUGUAUCCAAAAGCUUGAAUGAAGUUACUGAUGCCUACAUCCACGCUGUCACUGCACGAUUCCCAAAGACACGCUACGUUAUUGGAUUCAAUGCAAACAUCCUGUUUAGGCCACUUGCCCUUUUGCCUACUUGGCUAGCUGACAUCUGUGUGAUUAUACCAUAUCCUAAACCUCAGGGUUGCAUAUAGUUGGUAUAAAAGUUUUGAUUUAAUCUUAUGAUUGUCAAAGGGAUACAUUUUUUCUCUAUUUACAUAUCUAUUAAUACUAACAUCAAAAUGUUAUUUAAACAAUGCUUCAGUAAUUUGCAAAUGGCAGCUGUACUGAGAGUCAUAAAAUAAUUGUUUGGACCUAAUGAUUGUGAAGUGUACUAGUUAGAUUAGGCAUGAAAGUAUGACACUGACAUUGAGUUGUGACAAUUGAAUGUAACACUGACAUUGAGUUGUGACAAUGGAAUGUAACACUGACAUUGAGUUGUGACAAUGGAAUGUAACACUGACAUUGAGUUGUGACAAUGGAAUGUAACACUGACAUUGAGUUGUGACAAUGGAAUGUAACACUGACAUUGAGUUGUGACAAUGGAAUGUAACACUGACAUUGAGUUGUGACAAUGGAAUGUAGCACUGACAUUGAGUUGUGACAAUGGAAUGUAACACUGACAUUGAGUUGUGACAAUGGAAUGUAACACUGACAUUGAGAUGUGACAAUGGAAUGUAACACUGACAUUGAGAUGUGACAAUGGAAUGUAACAAUGACAUUGAGCUAUGACAAUGGAAAUUCAAAACUGCAAAACAAAGUGUUUUAUUUUCUCAACUGUUUUUGUGGUAAGUGAAUCAAAUAAAACAAAAGAAGACAAAAACUAGCAUGGAUAGGAGAAUUCUUUUUUAAAUGACUCCAAGACAAACAAACAAAAAAUGAAACUCUGUGAUAUCAACUCUAGUAGCUUAAAGUUUUAUAUAGUUAAGUUAAUCAAGCAUCAAGUUCAAUGAGCACAAUAACACUGCACUCCAGUGCAUCAUUUCUUAGACAUCUUUAGAAGUGAGAAAUUUGUUUUCAAUUUUAUUUUAACUUAAGAAGCUUAUUUCUUAAAUUUAAAUUUGUGCAAUCUUCAGUUACUUAAUUUACAAAGUCUUAAUACUUGCAAGAAAAAAAAUUCAAUUUAUGAAAACAAAGAAAAAUUUAGUUCUAUCAAAAAACAAUAACAGAAUAGGUUGGACAUUUGAACAUUUGACUGAUGAGAUAUAGCAAAGUGAAGUCUAUAUUGUUUGAAAGUGAAGUCUAUAUUGUUUGAAAGUGAAGUCUAUAUUGUUUGAAAGUGAAGUCUAUAUUGUUUGAAAGUGAAGUCUAUAUUGUUUGAAAGUGAAGUCUAUAUUGUUUGAAAGUGAAGUCUAUAUUGUUUGAAAGUGAAGUCUAUAUUGUUUGAAAGUGAAGUCUAUAUUGUUUGAAAGUGAAGUCUAUAUUGUUUGAAAGUGAAGUCUACAUUGUUUGAAAGUGAAGUCUACAUUGUUUGAAAGUGAAGUCUAUAUUGUUUGAAAGUGAAGUCUAUAUUGUUUGAAAGUGAAGUCUAUAUUGUUUGAAAGUGAAGUCUAUAUUGUUUGAAAGUGAAGUCUAUAUUGUUUGAAAGUGAAGUCUAUAUUGUUUGAAAGUGAAGUCUAUAUUGUUUGAAAGUGAAGUCUAUAUUGUUUGAAAGUGAAGUCUAUAUUGUUUGAAAGUGAAGUCUAUAUUGUUUUAAAUACUUUUUUUCAUCUCAGCAGCAUUAUUUUUUUCUCAUGACAUUUGCUUAGAAUUCCAAAAACAUUCCAACUCCCUUUUCACAUCGCACAUAGAUCCACGACUGCCUGGUCGUACUGUUGUUCGAUCGUCUUGAUCGUCCCAGGUCAUACCCGGCCCACUGCCAUCCCCCGUCAUCCUGUGGAAGGCUUAGACAAGGAAGUGAAUUAUCUUCAACUCUGAAGGAACAUCCGUAACAUGUCAAACAUUUUGGACUAGAGUGUUCCCCAACAAGCUGCCCUCCUGAGAUAUUCACCAAUAAAAAAUCAAUCAAUUAUUUCUAUAAACCUCAUGAAUACACAAAUUAAACUAACAAAUCAACUAUGCCCAGAAGUCCACCAAGCUGUGAAAUGGUGUGUAACAUUUUUUUUUGGAAAAGUUAAAAGUUUGUGGUUGAUGUGACAUUUAUAUUGUUGAACUAAAUUUACUGAACAUCUUCUGUACCAUGUGGAUGUAGGUCACAGAAAGGUGAAUGUUUCAUGUAGCCUACUUUGGGCUUACAAGUUGGACAUUUUAAUGAAAGUUUUUGAUUGGGCUACACCAUGUCCAAUGUCAAUCAUGUAUGUUAAACAAAUCAUUUCAUGUCUUGCCAAAUUUGACCAUAGAAUAAUUUGUUUUUAUGAUCUCAAGUUUGUAACACUAAUGAGAAUCCUGCAAUCCACUCUGUUUUUUAUUCAGGUAUGUAGUGAAUAGAAAAAUGAGUCUCUGAAAGCUAAUAUAGCUUAGACUUGACUCACUAUUUUUUCUUUACAUGCAUGUGACAUAUUAUAAAGUGUCACAGACAAAAUAGUGAACCUAUUGGACCUUAUACUUUGGGGAAUUCUGUGAAUACAGAGGGGAAAAUGUGUAAAUAGUGAACUUGGAUUAGGUAUUCACAGAAUUCACCUUAUAAGGUACAAUAAGUUCACUAUUUUGCCUGUGACAUAAUGGAAUAAAUAUUUUGCUAAAUAAAACAUGCAAAUUUGAUAUUAUCCAAAAUAUUAAUCAUGAAAAUGACUUAAUUCUUGAAUGAGUGUGAUAGAUGUAUAUAUAUUAUACAUUGUUCAUUGUUGGUGUUUUAUAUAUAUACAUUGGCUUACUUUAUUAAUCAGAUUUUUAAAAAAAAUAAAUAUUUGUCUUUCAUGAUGCUCAA
Biomphalaria glabrata is the source of this 4132-nucleotide messenger RNA. Its product is annotated as retinol dehydrogenase 7-like. NCBI's taxonomy places the organism in Eukaryota, Metazoa, Mollusca, Gastropoda, Planorbidae. The transcript is spliced from 7 exons. The coding region runs from base 423 to 1421 and encodes 332 amino acids. The record is from RefSeq and is a predicted model, not a curated record.